This is a messenger RNA of Orcinus orca (killer whale), 3356 nucleotides long. It is a transcript of the gene CEP83, whose product is annotated as centrosomal protein 83. Bases 678 to 2783 code for a protein of 701 amino acids. The record is from RefSeq and is a predicted model, not a curated record. The transcript is spliced from 17 exons. Lineage: Eukaryota; Metazoa; Chordata; Mammalia; Artiodactyla; Delphinidae. Gene Ontology annotation, cellular component: centrosome.
UCGGACUUCGGCUCCGGCCCCGCACCCCAGAGAAGGCCAGUCCACCGAGGAGGAGCGGGGUUUAUCUCCAUUGCCGCCGCUGCCCUUUUCUCCUUCGGAGCUCUCUCGGGAUACCCCACAUUUCCAGGGGUCGGGAGCUCGAGGGGCGCUCUUGGUCCUCCGGCUCCUGCUCUUCAGCCUGCGCCGCGAGCGGCCGCCGAGACCUCGCCAGGCGUGACGGGCUGGGCCUGCACCCCGCGUGCGGGACCGUCUCCCGUGGCCCCAGUGCCCCGGCGGGAAGAGUGCCGUAGGCGCCCGUGGCUGGAGCAGUGGAGGUGUCCACCUGGCGAGUGCGGCCGGAACACCAGUCACUGUUAAGUUUUCUGUGCGCACGUUGCAAGGUCCGAGUGUGAGUCUGAGUAUGGAUUUCGUACCAGAAUCCACUCUUGAAGUUUACCUCAGUAACUUCAGGAAACAUUGGUGAUUUGUGACACUGGGACUACCUAUACUGGAAGAGUCGUUACAUCUAGUUAGGCUAAUACUUGAAGAUAUGACCUUGAUGGGCACAGAAACUGCAUGGAAGUAAAGAAAAUUUAAGGUAUAAUUUGGCCUCCCGAGAUUCUGUCUUAGCACGAAGAAAGUGAAAAAUACUCUUGAAAAGAAAACUAAGACAAUAAGAAAGCAAGACUUGCUUUUACAUGGUCGUCAGCUCACUUACCGAUAUGGACACUUUUCCCACCAUUUUUCCUCCUGGUGGAGACAGUGGGCUGACAAGUUCUCAAUCUGAGUUCCAAAAAAUGUUAAUUGAUGAACGGUUACGAUGUGAACAUCAUAAAACUAAUUAUCAGACUCUGAAAGCUGAACACACAAGGUUGCAGGAUGAGUACAUAAAGUCACAAAAUGAGCUCAAGCGCCUAUUAAAUGAAAAGCAAACUCACCAGGAAAAAUUUCAGCUGCUGCUUGAAGAGCUACGAGGGGAGUUAGUAGAGAAAACUAAAGACUUAGAAGAAAUGAAGCUGCAGGUAUUAAGUCCACAAAAGUUGGAAUUGUUACGAGCUGAAAUACAACAAGAACUAGAAACUCCAAUGAGAGAAUGUUUCAGGCAUCUGGAUGAAGAAGUAGAAAAGUAUAGAGCUGAAUAUAAUAAACUUCGCUAUGAGCAUACAUUUCUCAAAUCAGAAUUUGAACACCAGAAAGAAGAAUGUGCACGUAUUUUAGAAGAAGAAAAAAUAAAAUAUGAAUCAGAGAUUGCAAGACUGGAGAAAGAUAAAGAAGAACUACAUAACCAGCUGCUUAGUGUUGACCCCACAAGAGACAGCAAACGAGUGGAGCAACUUGUUCGAGAAAAAGUCCAUUUGUGUCAGAAAUUAAAAGGUUUAGAGGCUGAAGUAGCAGAAUUGAGAGCUGAAAAAGAAAAUUCUGGUGCUCAGGUAGAAAAUGUCCAGAGAAUUCAGGUGCGGCAGUUGGCUGAGAUGCAGGCUACAGUCAGAUCCCUGGAGGCUGAAAAACAGUCAGCUAAACUACAGGCUGAACGCUUGGAAAAAGAGCUACAAUCAAGCAAUGAACAAAACACUACUUUAAUUAGUAAAUUGCAUAAAGCUGAACGGGAAAUAAAUACAUUGACCAGUAAAGUAAAAGAACUUAAACAUUCAAACAAACUAGAAAUAACAGACAUCAAACUGGAGGCAGCAAGAGCUAAGAGUGAGCUAGAAAGAGAAAGGAAUAAAAUUCAAAGUGAACUGGAUGGAUUACAGUCAGACAAUGAAAUUCUCACAUCAGCUAUUGAACACCACAAAGUGCUUUUAGUAGAAAAGGACCGUGAAUUAAUACGUAAAGUACAAGCUGCCAAAGAAGAAGGUUACCAAAAACUUGUGGUAUUACAAGAUGAAAAGCUAGAACUUGAGAGCAGAUUAGCGGAUUUAGAGAAAAUGAAAGUGGAACAUGAUGUCAGGAGGCAAUCUGAAAAGGAUCAGUGUGAAGAGAGAUUGCGAGCUUCACAGAUGGCAGAAGAGUCGGCCAGGAGGGAACUUCAGAGUAUUAGGUUAAAACUUCAACAACAAAUUGUGAAUAUUGAAAAUGCAGAGAAAGAAAAAAAUGAAAAUUCUGACCUGAAACAGCAAAUCAGUAGUUUGCAGAUCCAAGUGACCUCACUUGCACAGUCAGAGAAUGAGUUGCUGAAUUCAAACCAAACACUGAAGGAAAUGGUGGAAAUGUUAAAACAGGAAUGCCGAAGUUUAAGAAGCCAAGCUGAAAAAGCACAACUAGAAGUUGAAAAGGCAUUGGAAGAGAAGCAAAUACAGUGGUUGGAAGAAAAGCAUAGGCUUCAUGAACGUAUCACUGACAGAGAAGAAAAGUAUAAUCAAGCUAAGGAGAAAUUGCAGCGAGCUGCAAUUGCCCAAAAAAAGAGAAAAUCUCUCCAUGAAAACAAGUUGAAGAGAAUGCAGGAAAAGGUAGAAGUCUUGGAGGCAAAGAGAGAAGAAUUAGAAACAGAAAAUCAGGUGUUAAAUAGACAAAAUGUUCCAUUUGAAGAACAUACAAGGCUUCAAAAAAGACUAAAGGAUAUACAGAGAAGACAUAAUGAAUUUCGAAGUUUAAUUUUGGGUCCUAACAUACCUUCAACAGCAUCCAUCAAUCCUGGAAGCUUUCAGUCACCAACUGUGAUUCCAGGCAUGGAACUAUCCUUUCCUCCUCAUAUGCAGGAGGAGCAGCAUCAAAGAGAACUCUCUCUACUUCGCAAAAGACUAGAAGAACUAGAAACAACACAAAGAAAACAACUAGAGGAACUUGGAUUUCCUGGGGAAUGAUUUUCUUGGAGAAAAGGCAGAUCAAAAGGGAUGAAAUCAGUGACUCAAGAAGGCUUGAAGUUUUAACGUAUGUGGUAUUUAGAUACUUUAUUACUGUUUGCCAAAACACUUGAAUGUGCCUCAAGAGAAGGUACCAGUACAUGAUGUAUUGAACGAAUGUCAGGAUUUUAGGGUUAUACUAAUGAUAAGUGAAGCACUAAAGCAGCUUCAGAGAUAUUUAGAAUAUUAUUGACAACCCUUUGAGAAUGUGAAAUAAAUGAAUAAAAGGAACUCAUUAGGGAAUCAAGUUUUUAAAUUAUUUUAUUAAUCUUACUUUGUUGAAUUUUUUGGCAUUUUGCCUAAAACAUGCCCAUCUUGAAUUCCCUCUUCCUCUUCUUUGAGAUGCUUGGCAAUAACAGGGUCAGUGAACAUUUUCUGGUUUACUAUAUAUGAGUUAUAAACCUCUAGUUCUUGAAAAAUGACAAUUUUAAAGUUAGUAUAAAAAAAUAAGAUAUCUAGAUAUAUAUUAUAAAACACUACCUUUUCUAAAAGCUGUGUGCACAUAAUUUAUUAAAGAGCUUAACAUUUUUCUAA